This is a messenger RNA of Rubroshorea leprosula, 1858 nucleotides long. The record is from the annotation of a GenBank genome assembly. Lineage: Eukaryota; Viridiplantae; Streptophyta; Magnoliopsida; Malvales; Dipterocarpaceae.
AGAAAUCAUUACCUCUAAGAAAGUGGAAGAUUUCCACAAAAGAGGACAUCUGUCUAGAGGUGGGAAUGAUCCUAUUCCUCUAUCUAUUUAUUCCAAGUAAUUAAUUCAUCAUCAUCACCAACGAUUUUGCCAUCAUCUUCAGAAUCCUAGAUUGACAGUCGGGGGCUCUAAUUUAUUUGAAGGGAACUCACGAGGUAUGAUAAUGAUGACCUAUGGGGAGUAGAACAGUGAGGCUUGGUGCAGAAGAUAAGAAGAAAGCAUCCAACGGGAUGCCGAGCUUUGAUCCACAGUUAGCUGUUAACAAUUCACUUGGCACAGAGGGAAACACAAUUCAUUCGUUCCACAUUUCUGAUUUUGGGACAUUUGAGCAAUCUGUUGGAUUUCGCUUAGAGGAUGCAGUUCACUUAAGCACAAACACUGUCUUCAAUUCAACAAAAGUGGGUGGCCAUACGGUUUCUGAUCCCCCUAGUAUUGGCACUUUUGAUAAGACGCUAAAUCCAUUAGUCAUCAACCCAUCAGCUGGCCCGGUUGAGUCUCAGAGGUUACCAUUAGGAAAGGGUCAACAACCAAAUCUUGUCUCUAUAUCUAGUGGUAAUACAGAGAACUGGGGAGAGUCCAAUAUGGCUGAUGCCAGUCCGAGGACUGAUAUCUCAACAGAUGCUGACACAGAUGAUAAAAACCAGAGGUUUGAAAGAGGGAAAUCCAAUGCAAUUUUAGCUUCAGAUUCCAGUGACAGAUCAAAGGAUAAAUUUGAUCAGAAGAGUCUUCGCAGGCUUGCUCAAAAUCGUGAGGCUGCAAGAAAAAGCAGAUUGAGAAAGAAAGCAUAUGUCCAACAGCUUGAGAGUAGCCGUUUGAAGCUGACACAGUUGGAGCAGGAGCUCCAGCGUGCUCGACAACAGGGUAUCUUCAUAUCAAGUUCUGGAGAUCAAAGCCAUUCAAUGGGUGGAAAUGGGGCAAUGGCAUUUGAUGUAGAAUAUGCACGGUGGCAGGAAGAGCAAAACAGACAAGUUAAUGAGUUGAGAGCGGCAGUAAAUUCUCAUGCAAGUGAUGCAGAACUUCGUAUUAUUGUUGAUGGUAUAAUGGCUCACUAUGACGAAGUUUUUAGGCUGAAGAGUAAUGCAGCAAAGGCAGAUGUUUUCCAUUUAUUGUCGGGUAUGUGGAAAACACCUGCCGAGAGAUGCUUCUUGUGGCUUGGUGGUUUCCGUUCCUCUGAGCUUCUCAAGCUUCUUGCAAAUCAGUUGGAGCCUCUAACAGAGCAGCAGUUGGUGGGAAUUAGCAACUUGCAGCAAUCCUCCCAGCAGGCUGAAGAUGCAUUAUCUCAAGGGAUGGAGGCAUUGCAGCAGUCUUUGGCCGAGACGUUAGCCGGUGGAUCUUUAGGUUCCUCAGGAUCUGCUCGGAAGGAGGCAAAUUACAUGGGCCAGAUGGCCAUGGCUAUGGGAAAGCUAGGAACUCUUGAGGGGUUUAUUCGCCAGGCUGACAAUCUCCGGCAGCAAACACUGCAACAAAUGCACCGGAUAUUGACGACACGGCAGGCAGCUCGUGCACUGCUUGCAAUCAAUGACUAUUUCUCACGAUUACGUGCCCUUAGUUCCCUUUGGCUUGCUCGUCCUAGAGAAUAAGAAGCAACAACAGCCUGAGUUGUGAGGUGAAGGAUCGUCUUGUGUGUUUGCAGUGCUUAGUCUUGUAUUCUGUGUUAUGACACAGUCAUAGGAUUUUAGAAUUUGUAUUUAUUAAGAAACCAGUAUGUAUUUAUAUUUGUUAUAUUAUAUUUUGAUUGCUGCCAUCACCAUCAACAUCAGGAACUGCACUGUAAACCUGUUGCUGUUGUAACAGACAUUCUAAAUAUGAAUUUUUAACA